AUGACUAAUGGUGCCGCGGCGCCCUCCCACGGACGUCCCCAGAAUCCCGUGUGUCGUCAGGAGGCGGGCCUUCGUGUGCUGACGCUGUCCUCGUGCACCGUCAGCCAGUUCACUUGCUCCGACGGCUCCUGCGUCGACUUCGCCAAGCGCUGCGACCUUAAGUUCGACUGCGACGACAAGUCGGACGAGAGCCACUGCGACAUCAUCAAUUUCCCGAAGGAUUACAGGUCGAAGCUCCCGCCGAGGCCAGCCUCCGACUCCUCCCUCCCGAUCGCCCUCGACGUGACGAUGGACACCCUCAACAUCGACACCACCACCAUGCUGCUCUCCGUCAGCUACAACCUGCGGAUGACGUGGUUCGACAACAGGCUCACCUUCAACAACCUCAAGAACAUGACGCGACUCAACACGGGUGAGGCUCGCGUCGGAGGCCCUCGAGUUAAGGGGCCAGUGUCGCUGGAGCAGGUGGCGGGGCUGUGGCGUCCGCACCUCGGCUUCAUCAACACGGACGACAUCCAGAACACGGCGGUCGACGCGGACGCCGUCACGACCGUCGUCAAGCUCGACCAGGACUUCGCGCCCGACCUCUCCAACCCCUACGAGGGUGAGGGCGGUUCGAGGGGCAUCGAGAUCUACCGAGGCGACACCAAUCCCGUUUCGACCAUCAGGAAGUAUAGCACUGUCUACACCUGCAACUUCGACCUGGUUCUCUAUCCCUUCGACAUCCAGAACUGCUACUUGGUGCUGCAGGUUCUCUCGGCGUCUUCGGACUACCUUCUUUAUGACGCUGAGGGUUCCUCGGUGGAGUACCUGGGGCCGACGCUGCUGGUGGAGUACGGCGUCGGGCGCAUCGACCUGCGGGCGGACAACGCGACGCAGUUCGCCGUGGCGCGCGUGCGCGUCGAGCUGAUCCGCCGCUACGGGUACGCGAUGCUCAACAUCUACAUCCCGUCGCUGACGCUGCUCGUCAUCAGCUACGUCACGCUCUUCUUCCGCCCCUCCAUCUUCGAGGUGCGCGUGAUGACGGCGCUGACGUCGCUGCUGGUGCUGGCCACGCUCUUCACGCAGGUGUCCUCCUCGCUGCCCAAGACGUCCUACUUCAAGAUGGUCGACAUCUGGCUCCUCUUCUGCAUCGUCCUCAUCUUCCUCAUCAUCCUCUUCCACACCGUCAUCGACCGCUACGUCGACUAUUCGGCCUUCUUCGGGGCUGCCCCCGGGUUCAAGGAGGGGACGUGGCUCAGGCCUCCUUCGGGGGGCAGGGGCGCGUCCUCGAUCAAGGUCCUGCCGGCGGACCUGAAGGACGCUCCACCCUCCGCCGGCAGUGGGCGGAGGGGGGGCGUCACGGCUUGGCAAAGCAAGCUGAGGAACUUCUCGGUCGACCUGGACUUCUGCCUCCGCUUCUCCAAGGCCUCCAUCUUCGCCACGUUCCUCCUGUUCAACCUGGUCUACUGGGGGAGGCUGGCCGCGGGCUCCGGCCUCGUCUACUACCUGUACAACUGA
Molecule: messenger RNA, 1500 nt
Organism: Penaeus vannamei (Pacific white shrimp)
Lineage: Eukaryota; Metazoa; Arthropoda; Malacostraca; Decapoda; Penaeidae
Source: RefSeq, a predicted model, not a curated record